CCCAAAAAAAAAAAACAAUUUCUGCAGAUUAAUUUUUCUCCCAAACCCCAGUUUCGUAUGGACGCCAACCUCGCUCACCCUCUCAUCUUAACUGCGUCGAUCUCCUCACUGGAGGUAACGUAAUCCGGCCACCCAGUUCAUAUCGCCGCACCUCACUGAAGUGAAGACUCUCCACACAGCAGUGAACAUCGCCAUCCAGAGUUUUAACAACGCUUACGCCGACAUACACGAUGGAUAGGUCACCUAGGUUUAUUUCUGACAAAGAGCUCCGCCAGCAGGAAAUCGACGUCAUCGAACAGCAGGAGAUAAUUAGAAUUUCUGAGGUAGGCGAAUACAGCAGCGCCAAUUACCCGGAGCGGAAACGUGAGUUCCCCGAGGAGGAACGCAACAUCAUAAAGGAGCGGUUAAGGAUAUAUGCGGGGGAAGCCAAAAAGUUACACGAAGAAGCCGAGCGUGGAAGCACUAGCUGCAUCUACAGAGUCCUCCCGAGGCUCAAGGAAAUCAAUGGCAACCGACCGUACGAGCCCAACAUGGUCUGCAUCGGGCCCUACUACUACCACAAACGGCAUGAAGAAAAGUUCCAUAUGGCCGAAGAUUGCAAGAGGAAGUGCAUCGGCUCCUUGCUGGUCAAGACAACAGAUGAAGAAGAGCAAAUCGAUACCUAUAUGAGCUGGCUGCAAAGAAUAAGCGAACUUGAAGAGGAGAUCAGAAAGUGUUAUUCUGAAGAGUUCGAAGUCGCCGGUACUGAAUUUAUCGAAAUGAUGGUUGUUGAUGCUUGUUUUAUAAUAGAAAUAAUUGAAAUGUUUGGAUAUGGGAGAGAAGUUAACUUCGGAGAAUCUCUUGCAGCCCUGGGGUGGAUGGUACCGUAUUUCCACAGGGACUUUCUAUUGCUUGAGAAUCAGAUCCCCUUUUUUGUUUUGGUAGAGAUAUGUAAGCUUACCCGUAAUAAUAUUCCUGCCGGGCACCAUAGAUCUUAUGUGAUAUAUCCUGCUUUGCAAUUCUUUAUGAACGGAAUGAAAAGAUUUGAUUCAGACAUUUUUGAUUUCAUUUUAAAGAGCGCGAAGACAAUGGAUCACAGCCCGCCCUUGCACUUGCUGGACUUGGUUCGGAGAUGUUUAAUCAGGCCAGUAGCUACGCGAAUGGGAGAAUUAGAAUCAUCUGUAAAGACUCCAUUCAUUCACUGCAUCUCGAAGCUCCGGCAAGCCGGGAUUAAGGUUAGUCCGGGCAAGGGGCUCAGCUGCUUCCUAGAGGUGGAAUUCAAGAAAGGUGUGAUUGAGAUGCCAAACAUAGCCAUCGAUGACUUGAUGAGAUGUCUGUUGCUCAACUGUGUGGCGUUCGAGCAGUGCGACCAAAGAAUUAGCAGCAAGUACUUCACGGCUUACACUACUUUUUUGGACUGCCUAGUGAACACCGAAGAGGACGUCGAGUACCUUCGCGAGCACAAUGUCAUUGACAAUUACCUUUCCGACGACACCGAGCUUGCGGGCUUCAUUAACUGUGCGGGCAAGGAUUUGGUACUCAAUGGUGAUCACGGCUUCUAUUUGGGGAAAUUGUUUGAGAAUGUGAACAAUCAUUAUCGAAAUAGGUGGAAGUGGAAGCUGGCGAGCUUCGAGCGGGAGUAUUUUGACAAGCCCUGGUUGCUUCUUUCGGCAGCAGGUGGCAUUUUGCUCAUUCUGGCAACGUCAUUCCAGGCCGUAAUGGCCUUCUUAACUUACAAGUAUAAAAAGUGCUAGCCUAGCUAUGUACCAAGGUAAUUAAUUAAUUAGGUUAUAAUUAUUUCUCUCGAGUACGUAUUAUGAUCACCCGAUCUCAUGGUUUUAGAAAGUUUGAUCAAUCGCUACUUUUGGAUCUGAUAUCAGUCGACUUUGGUUUGAUGUGGUGUUUAGCUUGUAUUAUUUUUAUAUGAAAUUAUUAUUUAGUUUUUCUU
Molecule: messenger RNA, 1927 nt
Organism: Carya illinoinensis
Lineage: Eukaryota; Viridiplantae; Streptophyta; Magnoliopsida; Fagales; Juglandaceae
Product: UPF0481 protein At3g47200-like
Exons: 2
Coding region: 231-1733 (500 amino acids)
Source: RefSeq, a predicted model, not a curated record